Messenger RNA from Actinia tenebrosa (Australian red waratah sea anemone), 3662 nucleotides. RefSeq names its product bifunctional 3'-5' exonuclease/ATP-dependent helicase WRN. The record is from RefSeq and is a predicted model, not a curated record. Gene Ontology annotation, biological process: telomere maintenance; double-strand break repair via homologous recombination; DNA replication. Gene Ontology annotation, cellular component: nucleoplasm; cytoplasm; chromosome. NCBI's taxonomy places the organism in Eukaryota, Metazoa, Cnidaria, Anthozoa, Actiniaria, Actiniidae. Gene Ontology annotation, molecular function: four-way junction helicase activity; nucleic acid binding; ATP binding.
GCCAUUUGUAAAAGAAGCGAGGAGCCACCAAAAGAGGAGAAAAAAAUCUCCAAAAAGUGUUUUCACAAUGGACAUUUCUGGUAUCGUUAUCCUGUAGAAAGCACAAAAAAGGGCCUAAAGGGAUGUCUAACUCCUGCCAAAUACGUGUACUUUCACUGGCUUCAAGUAGAUUGAACGAAGUGCUGGAAUUUCUCCACAAUCAAGACAAGUUCAACUUUGACCAAAACAAAUGCGAAUCUCUCGUAAAUGCGAUUGAUUCUAGUGUUGCUGAGCUCUAUCAGCAAAUUGUGAAGGCUGAAGACGAUAUUUCUGUAGAUUCUGCGCGGCCAUGUGUAGAUGAUUGUGCUGAGGAAGAGACUCCCAUAGACUCGCCAUCAUGUUUGGGAGGACAGACUAUUGAUGAUAGUGAUGCUGAUACAGAAGAUCCUGAUGAUGACGAUCUUGUCACUGAAAUUGAAAAAAAGGAAAAUCCUCCAGAAUCAUCACCAGGUGUAGUAAAAGAGGAGUCUGAUAGUGAUGCUGAUACACUGGACCCAAGGGAUGAUGACAUUCUUGACCAGGCAAUAUAUCAGGAAAGUGUUUCAUUAGAUGCCCCUUUGGAAAAGGAUGAUAAUACUGAUGAUGCAUAUAAUAAUGAUAUGCUAGAUCCAAUGGAUGAUGACCUGUUUGAUCAAGCUAUAUCCCAGGUGGACUUUGAUGAGCUAUGCAACAAGAGUAUCAAUGAAUAUGAAGAAACAAAAAGUAAUGGAAGAGACUCAUCAGAAAGCGAUUGUCAAGCGAUUCAGCCUGAUCUAAAGUACAUAAAGGUUUUGAAGCGUUAUUUUGGACAUUCAAAAUUUAGACCGAUGCAGUGGAAGAUCAUCGACAUGGUGCUGAACAAACACAGGGAUGUUUGUGUAGUCAUGGCAACUGGUUAUGGGAAGAGUCUGUGUUACCAGUAUCCCCCUUUGUUUACUGGCGGCACUGCUGUCGUUAUAUCACCUCUUAUAUCUCUCAUGGAAGACCAAGUACAGAAACUUGGAUUGUUAAAAAUUCCUGCCUGUUAUCUUGGUGGUGGUCAAACUGACACUGCUGGAGUAAAGGCUAGAAUUUUGAGAGGUGAAUACCGUGUGAUAUACCUUACACCAGAGUAUGUCUGUACAGAUACUGAUUUUCUAGCACGAGUACAGGAUAACGUAGGACUAACCCUUGUGGCAGUAGAUGAAGCUCAUUGUGUAUCCCAAUGGGGACAUGACUUCAGGUCAUCCUACAGAAGGCUAGAUUGUAUUCGAAAGAAGCUUCUUGGUGUUCCUAUAGUAGCCUUGACAGCUACAGCCACACAAGUAGUAAGAAAGGACAUUUGUAGUUCUUUGCAUCUGAAGAACCCAGUCAUGGUCUGUACUGGGUUUGACAGGCCUAAUCUCUUCUUUGAAGUGCUAAAUAAAUCGACAAACAUUGUUGAAGAUCUAAGACAACUCUUGGUGGAGGUCAAAAACAGCCAAAACAACAGAAUAGAGUACUCGUUUGGUGGUUCAACAAUAGUUUAUUGCCCCACAAAGAAAAUGACAGAAACUGUUAAAACUGCUUUACUAGGACUUGGUGUUUCGUGCAGGAUCUACCAUGCUGGUCUUCCCAUCAAUAAACGACAAGAAGCUCAAUCCAAGUUUAUCAGAGAUGAAGUACAGUGCAUUGUUGCAACUGUUGCAUUCGGCAUGGGCAUUGACAAGCCAGAUGUGCGAAGAGUUAUACACUAUGGAGCACCUAAGGACAUUGAGUCAUAUUAUCAAGAAAUAGGGCGAGCUGGAAGAGAUGGGGAAAACAGUACUUGCCAUGUGUUCUAUAAGACUGGAGAUUUUGCUCUUUCUAGGCAUCUCAUCAAUGAAACCACUUCAGAGACACACAGACAACAUAAGCUAAGGAUGCUGAACAAACUGGAACAAUAUUUAAGCACUACUGAAUGCAGAAGAAGAAAAAUCUUGGCAUAUUUUGAAGAUGUUGACAAAAAUGUUGGCGGUAAAGUCAACUGUUGUGAUAAUUGUAAAAACAGCCUUCUGAAUCCUUCGAGAAAGUCCAACAAGAAAGACUUCGCCAAAGAAGCAAGACUAUUCCUCUCUGCUGUUAAGGCUGUUGGGAGUGGCAAAUAUGGAAUAGGAAUGAUUGUCUAUCUUUUGAGAGGAUCUACUAACCAAAAAGUCCCUCAACGAUUUACAAGACUCAAGGAGUAUGGAAGUGGCAGUUGUCACAACGAGAAGUGGUGGAAGAGUUUUGCAAGACAACUAAUGACAGAGAAUAUUUUGGAGGAAAAGUCAAACCCUGGUGGAUAUGGGAGUCUAACGGCUGUUUCAGCUAAAGGAGAACGAUGGCUUUCACAAAGUCGAAGAGACAGUUCUGUCAAACUAGAAUUGACACCAUCCAGGGAUCUUGAAUCAUUUGAACGUCCAUCAACUCCUCCUGUUCCAAGGAUCUUACCAGCGUCAUCUGUAAAUGACUGGAAUUACUAUUCCUAUUCAGUCAGCAACCCUACACCUCAACUGAAAGUACUAUCUACACCAGAGCAGCCUGAAGUGAAAGUUAUAGAUGAAAAGGAACUGGAAUUACAAGGUGCCCUGUAUACAUCACUGCUAAAGAAACGUGCUGACCUGUCACAUGACCUUGACUGUGCACCUUACAUGUUGGCUACUAACAAACACCUUCUUGAUAUUACUAAAUACAGACCAGACAACAAGGAGAAUCUACUGCGUAUAGACGGCAUAUCUGAGAGACAGUGUGAACGAGUUGGAGAUCAACUUAUCCAGUGUAUCAAGGAAUUCUGUUCUGAGAACAACUUUUCUACCAAUAUGUUCCUUGAUCAAACUGACACCUCUAUGGCAACUGCGAAACCACAGGAAGCCCAGGAGACAAGACAAGAGCCCAUGGGUACCCUCCUGCGGGAAAUAAGUGACACAACUCACACGUCUUAUGACUGGUUUCACGAAAAGAAUAUGUCUGUGAAAGAAAUAUCUAAAGCGAGGAAUUUAGUAGAAGGAACAAUAGUGAAUCACUUGACGGAUGCUUUCCGUGCUGGGUAUCCUGUGGACUACAAACGACUUGGAGUGACGGAAGAGGUGAUAAAACAGGUUACACAGGUUAUUAGAUCUCCUCCAAUCAAUUCUGACAUCAGCAAUCUUUCCGCUAUCAAAGAGAAACUACCAAGUCAAAUCACGUAUGGACACAUCAAGAUGGUGAUUGCAAUCUUGGAAAAACAAUGCAGCACUUCAACCCACUUCAACUCAUUUAAUCGUUGGGCUUCUGGGGACUCGCAAAUAAGGAAUCAGAGCUCUUAUUCUCAAGGGACAAAGCGUAAAGUCCCUGAAUGGUUAUCGAACCCAUCCAGUGGUAAACUGGGUGGUAAAGUUAAAAGGAAAAAUCCGUUUUGAAGAUUAGAUGUUUAUUAGGAAAUCACUGUGUGUAUUUUGCACACAACACGGAUAUCUUGGCAAAAUUCUUGUGUUUGAAUCCAUUCUGUUAGAUGUCACACAGGACUUGGACAUUUAAUUCAAAUAAGGAUUAUUAAUCAAAACGAACCAACAAAACUUCUAAAGUCUGACCACAUUUAUUUUUGUACAAACCUUUUUGCUAUAGUAAGUCAUGUUGUACAAGGUACAUUAAUACGAGAAACCAAAUAAAGGAGAGGGGCAAGACCA